UCUCCCUCUCUCUCUCUCUCUCUCUCUCAGAGACUGCCUCUCUUUCUAAGAUCAGGAAUCUCCAUUGAAUUCGAUUCAAAGAAGAAUUUCUCGGUGACAGGCUUUUUGGUCUCACGUCCUUCUUCUUCUUCUUCUUCUUCUCCGAUACUAGGAGGAUUGGUGUGGCUAGAGGGAGCGAGGACGACUGGGAUGAGAAUGGACCGCCUGCGGCAGUCGUCAGAGCGGGCCGCGGUGGUGGCAAUCGAGUGCGUGGCGGGAAGCUCCAAGGCGGAGGAGUGGUGCGGGGACAUGCUGCAGACCGGGGACGUUGUGGAGGAGAUCCAGAUCGGAGGAUCCCCGGCCGUCCGCUCCCCGUUCAAAGGCGGCAAGAGCGGGGUACAGAAGCUGCUCCACUCAGCCUUCAAGCGCGGGGACACGUCCAUCGAGGUCAGGGUCCGGCGUUGCGGCGGCGCAGCGGCGGAACUCCAGGCCUGCAUCGUGCCCCACGGCGCAGCAGGGCGGCGCCAGUACGCGUUGCGCUGCAUCCGCGACCCCAACUACGCCGUCAGGUUCGUAGACCGCAUGGAGAGCGAGUGCAUAGCGUUGCAGGGUUCAAGGAGCUCGAGGGUGGUGUGUGCGCUGAGCACUGCCAAGCUUCAGGAUGGGUAUGUUCCGUACAAUUGGGAAAAGAAGAUGCAGGAGUUUCUCCCAGUUUCCAACUCAAGCUGCUUCCUCUCGAUGCUGAUUCUUCCCAAGGCAUUGGACCCGCUCGCUUCCCGCUACAACUCCCUGCAAGACACCUUGGCCCGUGCAAAUGCUUGGCUCUGCUCCUCUCAGACUUCAGGAGUCCCCAUCGAGUUCAUGAACGUCCAGACCGAGGCUCUUCUAACCAAGAUAUCUGGGGAGACCGCCUCUGCAACCGUGAAUAGUGGAUCACUAUCGGACCUCUCAAAUCUCGCAAAUGCUAGCCUUUAUGGGUUCGAGGACUACCAUGGGGUCGACAUUGGAGUGGUGAAGGCAGUCCGGCUUUGGUACACCCCAGCCGCUGGGGAACUGGCAGUAGACAUUAGGCUUCAAGAAGGUGACACGAAGUUGGGCUUAACGAUAAGCCGCACCGAAGAGGGUUUCAUCCACAUUUCUUCGGUAGAUGAAAGUGACAAUGAAGCAGCUUCAACACGAUCGGGCCUCGGAGAUCUGUUCAGACGAGCACGGAACUCGUCCAAGCUGCUAGUGAUCUCAAGGGUGUCCAACGAGAAAGUCCUCCCGUGGAUGGUGUCUUCGGCAGGAGCCAUUCGUUGCUUCGACACCAUCUCGCUCGGCCAGAAGCUGUCGUUGCAUAGGCAUGCGUUGAAGCCCAUCCGAAUUCAUGUUCUGCUGUGGGAGCAGGCAUCAGCUGGUGCGGUCGCGCGGUACAACGCGGCGCCGCCACUUUGUGUCCCAUUACCUCCAUCAACGGCUGAACUGCCGGUGCAUCUCGUUGUCGCUGAUGCAUCUAAGAUAGGGCUCGAGAGGGACCCUGCAGGCGACGUUUCAUUCAGGUUUAAUGACAUCUGCUUGUUAUAGCAGCCGAGUCCGACCACUUCGCACGAUCACCUCCUCCAUUGUAUAUUUCAGUUUCAGUGAGUUGAGAGCAGAUCUGUUCCUCCCAUAUAUAUUACUUCUAUAGCUGUGCGUGCGUACGUGUGUGUGUUUGUCACAGAUUAGUCCGAGUAAGGUUAGAUCAUCAGUUACCUUUGUAAUCUAUAAGCUGUAUGACUGUGCUUUGAGUUGAAAAGUGAAGCAGUCAACCUUUCAUGGA
Molecule: messenger RNA, 1777 nt
Organism: Musa acuminata subsp. malaccensis (wild Malaysian banana)
Lineage: Eukaryota; Viridiplantae; Streptophyta; Magnoliopsida; Zingiberales; Musaceae
Source: RefSeq, a predicted model, not a curated record